GAUAUAUACAGUAAAUGACUUUGUGAAUUAGGGAAUCAUGGCGAGGAAUACACAAAAAUGGAAAUCUCUGGACAGAAUCGAACCCUGAAAUGCCACACUCUGGAAAGUGAUUUUUUUUUUUCUUUCUUGUCUAGCCUAACCUAUUGAAGAAGGGAAUUACCUGCUUGUUUAAAACACAGACAUGAAUUACGCACGAUUCCUCACAGCAGUAAGCGCCGCAAGAAAUCCAUCUCCGAUAAGACUUUUAACCGAACUGAUGCAAAAAUCGCCACCAUCCCUCAUCUCCCUGGCCGGAGGGGCCCCCAACCCUAACACGUUUCCAUUUAAGACCGCCGCCGUCGCCUUAGAAGACGGAAACGCCAUUGAGUUUGGGGAAGACGUGAUGAAGAGAGCCCUCCAGUACUCGGCCUCAUCAGGGGUUCCGGAGCUGUUGUCCUGGCUAAAAAAGUUCCAGACGAAUCUCCAUCAUCCACCCACCGCUCAGUACGGUCCAGACGAAGGACAAAUGGAGAUAUGCGUCACCACAGGCAGCCAGGAAGGACUUUCCAAAGUGUUCGAGAUGCUCGUUAAUCCCGGGGAUAACGUCCUCCUCGAUGCUCCUGCGUACCCUGGAACGCUUGCAGCUCUGAGACCGUUGGGCUGUAACAUCAUCAACGUUCCCAGUGACCACCAUGGAAUCAUCCCAGAUGCCCUUAGAGCGACGCUUUCCAAGUGGAGACCCGAAGACGCACGGAAAUCCAACGGCAAGAACCCCAAGUUUCUUUACACCGUCCCAAAUGGCGGCAACCCAACCGGAACCUCGUUAACGGUGGAACGGAAAAGGGAAAUAUAUGAGCUGGCAAGAAAAUAUGAUUUCCUGAUAAUAGAAGAUGACCCGUACUAUUUUCUCCAGUUCAGCAAGCCGUGGGCACCCACGUUCCUGUCUAUGGACGUCGACGGCCGGGUCAUCAGAACCGACUCUUUCUCUAAAAUUCUUUCCUCUGGGUUGCGAAUAGGCUUUAUAACAGGUCCAAAGCCCCUAAUUGACAGAGUUGUCCUCCACAUCCAAGUCUCAACAAUGCACACCAGCACUUUCACCCAGCUUUUAAUAGCACAGCUUCUGCAGCAGUGGGGAGAAGAGGGCUUCCUGGAACACGUAGACAGGGUGAUAGCAUUUUAUAGGAAGCAGCGGGAUGCCAUGCUGGCUUCUGCAGACAAGUGGCUUCAAGGUUUGGCAGAGUGGCAUUCUCCUGCAGCCGGGAUGUUCUUGUGGAUUAAAAUUAAAGACGUGCCUGACACACAACAGCUCAUCAUGGAAAAGGCACUGAAAAAAGAGGUGCUACUAGUUCCCGGGAGUGCUUUCAACAUCGAUAGUUCAGAUCCCAGUUCUUACGUCCGCGCUUCCUUCUCUCUGUCUUCUCCAGAGCAGAUGGACUUGGCUUUUCAGAGGCUCGCUGAACUUAUUAAAGAAGCUGCGUGAAGAAACGAAAAGAAAACAUCAGUAAAAUUUAUGCCUUUUUGGAGCUAUCAGCUUCUAUGUCUUAUAAGGGAGGAGUCAGACUUCACAGCAAUAUGGUGUUUAAUCAUGGAUGUUACUCACCAAAAGGCCAAAUCUUCAAUUAACAUUGCAACUUUUCAGUCUUUGUACUUUAAAGAACUGAACUUUUCCUUUCAGAAGCACCCAAAACCGCAGUUCUAUUUUCGUCAAUCUUAAAGCUACCUCAAAAUUUGUUAGCGUUUUCAUUUCAGGCUGAAGUAACGGUAGUACAAAGUCCCUGUUUUUUAGAAAAAAAAAAAAGACCUUCAGCAUUUUCCCUCCUGACCCACCAAAAGUCUGCUAUUCUGACUUUAUUUUGCUUUGAAAAUCGAGAUUUCCUCAGGCUACACGCCCAUGUCAUUGGCAUUUAUCACUUCUAAAUCUAGAAAAUAUAGACAAAGGGUGUGCCUAUGUGCUAUUAAAUUCCUGGCAGUGUAAUGGUGCACCGUACUCUUAACCCUGCCAGACCCUGAAAUCAAUCAGUCAAUCAGUCGUAUUUAUUGAGCGCUUACUGUGUGCAGAGCACUGUACUAAGCGCUUGGGAAGUACAGGUCCCAAGGUCAUACAUUCUGAAAGGACGUACAUUCUUUCAGUCCUUCAUUCAGUCGUAUUUAUUGAGUACUUUCUGUGUGCAAAGCCAUAUCCUAAGCACGGGGAGAGUACAAUAUAGCAACAGGCACAUUCCUGCCCACAACGAGCCCAGUCUAGAGCUUCGACGAUAGAUAUUCCGCCUAAAUGAUAGGCACUGGACUCCCCUAAACUAUCAGCUCCUGGUGGGAAGGGAAUGCGUCUGCUGUAAGGUACCCUCCUAAGCGCUUAGCACAGUGCUCUGCACGUGGUAAGCGCUCAGUAAAUUGGUUCUAAGAAUGAAUCAACACCCUCUUCCUCCUGUUUUUGCUUAAAUUCCAGCUGCCUUUAUCAAUCAUUUGUCAAUCAAGAGCACUUUUUUUUGACUGGCUGGUCAAAAAGUGGUAUUUAUUGAGCACUUAAUGUGUUCAGCACUGUACUAAGCACUUGGGAGAAUUCAGUAUGGUCCGUGCAAGGUGUUGUGUUAAGGUCUUGGGAAAAUUCAGCAGUUAGCAGACAUGACCCCUGUCGUCAAAGAGCUUACGAGAUGGUGGGAGAGCCAGACGCUGCGGUAAAUUUCAGGAGGUGACAACAGAUUCAGUCAUCAUCAUCAUCAUCAUCAAUCGUAUUUAUUGAGCGCUUACUGUGUGCAGAGCACUGGACUAUCUGUACCUAAGGGCUCUGCGGUGGGUUGGGCCCAAGCACUUCAAAAAGUAGUGAUGUGUCUCACUGCCUUUAAACCUAAGCCUGUCAUCUUACCCGCUACUCCAGCGCUUAGAACAGUGCUUUGCACAGAGUAAGCGCUUAACAAAUGCCAUUAUUAUUAUUAUUAUUAUUACUCAUGGUUGAUUAGUCCCCGGUACGUAGAUUGUGCCAGGUUUAAAAGGUAGAUCAAAAAUCAUAGUUCAACUUUAGAUUUCCACCAGUCCAGCAGUGGUAUUUAUUGAGCACUUACGAGUGCUCAGUAAGUG
Messenger RNA from Tachyglossus aculeatus (Australian echidna), 3054 nucleotides. RefSeq names its product aminoadipate aminotransferase (gene AADAT). The coding region runs from base 182 to 1459 and encodes 425 amino acids. The record is from RefSeq and is a predicted model, not a curated record. The transcript has 13 exons. NCBI's taxonomy places the organism in Eukaryota, Metazoa, Chordata, Mammalia, Monotremata, Tachyglossidae. Gene Ontology annotation, biological process: biosynthetic process. Gene Ontology annotation, molecular function: L-kynurenine:2-oxoglutarate transaminase activity; pyridoxal phosphate binding.